AUGCAGGUUGCAGCGGCGCGCGUUCCACGUGGGAAGUCCGUCGAGCGGAAGUGGAAGGAGUACGACGACGACGACCACCACCACCAGCCCGUUGGAAGCCUGUCAUUUCUCUCCACCUCCACCCCCAGCCCCCAGUGGCCCAGGUCCUGGUUCUUGCCCUUGCGCCUUGCCCUGCCCCUGCUCCCCACCGGGAUACGAGAACUUCUUCUGUCCCGUCUCCUGCUCUGCCACUCCUUGCUUCCACCCCUCCGGAAGACAGAGAAAGGGAGGAAAAAGAAGGGGAAGAAGAAGUGUGGGUCUGGAGGUCCCUUGGAACUUCCUCCUGGCAGUGGCGACUAUGCAGCGUCCGCUUCGGAUCCAGACUCAACCGCUUCCAUGGAGACAUAUCCGGAGGGAGGAGACGGGAACCCUCCACCGUCCCGCCCCACUGCAACAGCUUUUCGCUCCCUUUCUUUGUCCCAGGGUGAAGAUGGCGCAGGAGGGGAGGGGAGGAUGAUGAACCGGAUGAAGAAGAGUCUGAGGGAGGACCUAAAGAGAUUCUCCCAGAGGAUCCGAGGUGGUCAGAGGUCAUCAGAUCGGGCAGCCUCUGGCAUCAUGUCACAGGGCCAGAAGACAGAACCUUCGAUGUCCAGCCUCUUGGUGUUUCAAGGCCAGGAUCGACGAUCCCAGUCUUCCGUCGACAGUGCCCCCUCUGGAUCUGGAUCCAGCACACAGCCAUUGGUUCAGCCAGGGAGUAACCGAAGCUCCUUCUCCAUGACGACAGGUGAAGAAUCAGGGAUGGGGGCAGGUAUAGGAACAGAAACUCAAGUUCCAGCAAUUCAGCCUGUGCAUGCUAUUGGGAGAGCACGUGCCCUGGUCAAUUGUACCCCCAAUCCCUAUGAUAGGGAUGCACUCCGCUUCAAGAAAGGGGACAUCAUUGAGAUUCUGAGCAAGAGCAGUUCAGGACUGUGGACGGGUCGAAUUGGGGACAGUGUGGGGACAGUGAAGUUCAUCUCAGUUGAGAUGAUUCCAGAGGAUCUGGAUGAGGGUGGAGGUGAGGAUGGGCGAGAUAGGAGACGACGCACAAGUAGAGCUCGCACUCGAAGUUCUGUUGCCAGCAGCCACUCCUCCCUUGAAUCUCGACCAGGGGAUGUGGAGGAGCUCCUCAAGGCUAUUCAUCUUGAGGGAAGCUUAGCUGGGGAUGUGAAGUUCAGUCAUCAUUCCCUGCUGAACUUCUUGCUUGAGUCAGAAGGAGCAUUGUCAAGUGGGGAAGAAUCCUCAACUUCCGUAGCCCGUGGGUCCCUCCUAUACCAGACAGAUGACUGUAAAAGCAGCCAGCUUCAACUGUUAAAGGAUGAAGGGACUGCAACUGGAACGGGAGUGAGCGUGCGACCCAAGACACAUUCAUCAUCGUCGUCUUCUAUGGGCUCUCGGCGUAGUGACUCCCUCCUUCUUAGCCAGGGUGAUCCAGUGUCAGAGCACAAAGCAGGACCUGAACGCAAGUCUAAUGAUUCAGGUUAUGGGGGUUCUGUGCUACUCCUUGGUUCUAACAACAACAUCCCAUUGAGGACUCAGAAGGAUGGGAAGCAGCGGGAUGUUAAGUCCAGUCCCCCUGCAGAACAGAGGCAAAAUCCUUCAUUGAAGUAGAGGACCUGACAUUGUCGAUUGCACAAGAAGUAGUGCAUUGUGAUGGUGACAUUCCAAUGAGCAUGUCCAAUGAGAUUUCCAUCUCAAUCUUCUAUGUUUUGUCCCUACCUGUUGACUUGCUCAUAUGCC
This is a messenger RNA of Darwinula stevensoni, 1755 nucleotides long. NCBI's taxonomy places the organism in Eukaryota, Metazoa, Arthropoda, Ostracoda, Podocopida, Darwinulidae. The record is from the annotation of a GenBank genome assembly.